AUGUUUCUUCCUCUGCGAGCCUCUGAAAAUGAACUCCACUCCCUGUGACUCUGCUGUGACCAUUUAUCACCUGACAACAGACCACCAACUGAAUGCCAAUUGCAACUGCUCCUCUCCCCCUUCCAACUGGACAGCAGAGGGCGACAUCCUGCAGCUGCCGACAUUUACCACAGCAGCCAAAGUCAGGGUGAUCAUUACCUUCAUCCUCUGUGCCACGUCUGCCUUUUGCAACCUGGCUGUGCUUUGGGCAGCGCACGGCGAAGGCAAACGCAAAUCCCAUGUCAGAGUGCUGAUCAUCAACCUGACUGUCGCUGAUCUGCUCGUGACCUUCAUUGUGAUGCCUGUGGAUGCCGUGUGGAACAUCACAGUCCAGUGGCUUGCUGGCGACUUUGCCUGCAGGCUUCUGAUGUUUCUUAAACUGCAGGCCAUGUACUCCUGUGCAUUUGUCACCGUGGUGAUCAGCCUGGACAGGCAGUCAGCUAUUCUCAACCCUCUGGCUAUCAGUAAGGCCCGGAAGAGAAACAAAGUCAUGCUGUCUGUGGCGUGGGCCAUGAGUGUCAUGCUGUCAGUCCCUCAGAUAUUUCUUUUUCACAACGUGACCAUCGUUCACCCCGCGGACUUCACUCAGUGUACGACACGAGGAAGCUUUGCCUCUCGCUGGCAUGAAACGGCCUACAACAUGUUCACCUUUUCCUGCCUGUUCCUGCUGCCGCUGGUCAUCAUGGUCACCUGUUACACGAGGAUCUUGUGGGAGAUCUCCAAUCGACUGAAGACGAACAACUUGCCCUCCAGUGAAGUGCAUUUGCGAUGUUCAAAGAAUAACAUCCCCAGAGCUCGGAUGAGAACAUUAAAAAUGAGCAUCGUAAUAGUCUUGUCUUUUAUCAUCUGCUGGACUCCAUACUAUCUGCUGGGUCUGUGGUACUGGUUCUUUCCUGAUGACCUCGAGGGGAAGGUUUCUCACUCACUGACCCACAUCAUGUUCAUCUUUGGUCUUGUGAACGCCUGCUUGGACCCAGUCAUCUACGGCCUGUUCACCAUUCACUUCCGGAAGGGGCUCCGGAGGUUUUACUGCAACGCUACCAGGGCGUCCGACCUGGAUAACAACACAGUUAUGACCGGAUCUUUCACCUGUGCCGCCAGUUUUUUACCACUGAGACGAGAGAUGAGCCCUGCCAGCCCCGAGGAGUUUGCGCUGUACAGCAAAGGGUGUGUAACGCCAGGCCGCAGCUUUUUAACAGCGAACAAUUUUACAGAAAGGGAUCUAAACCAGUCCUGCAGCAGCAGCAUUAUAUGAGCAGAUUGUGAAAUAUUAUAUAAAAAAACUGUUUUUACUUCUGUUCAUCUAUUUAUUCAUAUGUAUUCAUCGUCAAAUUGUGUGGAUUCUUCUCGUAUUUCAUGUGACGUUUCAAAAUGAAAUGACUUUAUGCUGUAUUUCUGCUCUGUAAAUUGAAAAUUGUUGUCAUCUUGAAUUAAACAUAUUCAGUGAGUGACUAAUGUCCAACAUUCAAACUUAAAAUUACAGCGAGCCCCCGAGGAAAGAAAAAAUCACACAAAUUGCUGUAACUGUAAACAGUGUUUCAAAGCAACGCCAU
Molecule: messenger RNA, 1592 nt
Organism: Solea solea (common sole)
Lineage: Eukaryota; Metazoa; Chordata; Actinopteri; Pleuronectiformes; Soleidae
Product: gonadotropin-releasing hormone II receptor-like
Exons: 3
Coding region: 29-1294 (421 amino acids)
Biological process (GO): G protein-coupled receptor signaling pathway
Cellular component (GO): membrane
Molecular function (GO): gonadotropin-releasing hormone receptor activity; peptide binding
Source: RefSeq, a predicted model, not a curated record